ACGAAAACCACAGUACGCCAUUACUAUUGAACAGCCGUGCAUUCAAUGGACACAAAUUAUGUGGUCUUUAUUUGGUAGCAGCUCACAAUUGAGUCCUUAAACAAUGGAUUAUUAACAGAGGAUAGCAUUCCCCGUCAUAUGAAGUGUGCUGUAUGGAUAAACUCUAUCGCGUUUUGCAGAUUUCCUUAUUACAAAAUUAACGUGAUGGUUUAGAAUCAGGAUAGUGCUCUAGCAGGGACGUGGCCUAGGUCACGUGGUCUGAACGUAUUUUGCGCUGUUUCUGCAUUUAACAAGUUUAUUUUGCAGUGACAGGUCAUUGUGUUGGUUGUCUCAUAUAUUUUUGACAGAGCUAGACCGACAAAUUUGAAGAUUAUACGCGCCAUGACCUGGAUUUUGACAUUUGAAAAGCACAAGUAAACCUCGAGAGUAAUUCUACAAGUCACGUGUUUUUGUUUGGGUCAUAUUUAUUGAUCUUUUGUACUAGAACUAGAUUUCAGCCAAAGAACGUACUGGAAACUGUUUUAUAUGAAUUUAUUUGAUGUUAUUAUCGAUAAUAUUCAACUGUCAUCCAGAAUUUAAUUGGUGUUGCAUAGUUUGCAUGAUGAAACCUAAAUGUCAGGUCCGUUGUCCUUGAGACUAUGUUGUAUUGCUACAAUGGCUCCAGCGCUGACGGAGACAAAUGGUCAGUCACGAAUACAGUUGUCGGGUAGCCCACCACCUAUUGUAUCAGACAGCUUGAUAACUAAGGGAAACUGUUCUGUCAAACAGAGUUCUAAACCUAUUUCACAUUCUGUUGAUAUUAACACUUUAAAAACAAGAGUUGGAGCAGAAUCUCAGCACCACAGAGGCUUGUUAACACCUAUUCACGGAAACGGGCUGCAGGAGAGCUUUCUGGCCAAAAACGUCAAAAGGAGUCUCAAUCAACUAGGGUUGUCAGACCAGAUACCCGAUAUUGUUAAGCAGAACGGUGACGAGUCAGCGGACAAAUCAGUUAUAGUUGGAAAGAAAAUGAACCAACCCUCUAACGGAAAUGGACCAAACGGUACUGGCCGCAAAUUUAUGAAGCAGACAUCUUUGAUAGAAGAGAAAGCAUUGAAUGGACAUGCAAGUGAACUCAGUGCAAUUGGUGCUGUAAAACAGAUACAUUAUAUAAAAUCAAUUCAAGAUGGCAAUAAGAGGACUGUCAAUUCAACGAAUGGCACUGUGUUGAAUUUGAGUAAGAGAUCCAACAUGUGUCAGACAACAGAAAUUGCGAGUUGCUCUAGUAAAUCUACGAUUCCAUCAUCGUCUGCAGCCAAUCCGAGUUCUGAAAUCAAACUGAAAGUAAAUUCAACUAGUAGUUCCACGACUCAAAAUGUGGAGACUCUUUUAAACACUGAUUCAACAAGUGUGGUACAAGACUGUGCUAUUGACUUGGAGAAAGAUGCAAGCAGAAAACAACAUCUGCUCGAACGGAGGAGUCAGUUUUUGUUGCGCAGAUUAAGGCGUUUACAGGGGCGUCAGUUAGAAUCACAAGUUAAGACCCAAUUAAAAUCAUUUGUGGACUUUCAACAUCAGAACUUGCAAAUCCUUGCAUCAAGAGCAAUAAGACCUUUCAAUGAUCUACCAAAUACUUUCUUUAACAGUAAUGAUAUAAAGAACCUCUCCACUUCAAAUCUUGUAGCUUUAGUCAGAAAACUUCAAGCACCGCACAAUGACAAAAAAAAUCACAAAAGUGUCCUUGUCAUGGAAAAAUCAGUAUCAUCAGAAUCCGAGAGAAAAGCUGGUCAGCUCCGUACAAAUGUUCGCCACUGGAACAUGGCUGUUGAUGGUGAGGCUACAGAGAGCAGUUCAGGAGGAGAGAGCUGUGAAGAGUGGGAGGAUUGUCCUGUAAUCUCUGAUAAAAAGGCACCAACUCCUUUGUACAAGAGGGCAGAAUGGAAAUGGUCUGUGGACCGGGCAGCUAUUGUGGCACGCUGGACCUGGCUACAGGCCCAGGUAUCCGACCUCGAGUACCGCAUCCGCCAGCAGAGUGAGAUCUACAAGACAAUCCGUAGCAGCAAGGGAGUGGUCACACUUUGUGAUCCUCCGGUGGGUCCUGGGGGUGAUGCAGGGACCUCUAAACAGCCGGAUAUGUCACCUGCCAAUGUAGCCUCUGUGAUGAUAAAUGUGAACAAACAAGCAUCAAAGUUGACACAGUCUUUGGGGCCUGGGUUAUCUCCUGGGACUCCUCAAAGGGUGAUGUUAAAUGAUCAUUUAAGUAAGGAGGGAUCUUCUAAGUCCUUAAAUGGCUACAUUGACUCCCAAUCUACUCAGACUUCUACGUCAACAAGUACAAGUACCAGUGACGUUCCUUCUAGUGUGAAUGCUUCUCCAGAUCUCAGUGGACAGGCGAUUGAUGCCUCAUGUGCCGCGGCUCGAUGUAGACCUGUUCGGUUUUACAGAAAGCGAAAACUGUUGCGGACGUUAGGCUUGCAUCAAGCAAGCCACAAAGCUGCUCGCUUAUCUAGUGUACAUUGUCAGUGUUAUCCCCCAGUACAGCCUUGCCCAAUGUGUGGUGGUCGAUACAACAACGUUCAGAAAGUGGACACAGAGGGCAUGCCCAUUAUGGAGAAGGUGUCUCUGCUUGAUCCCGCGUUCCAUCCAGUUCUUUCCUUUCCUCAAGAAAUUGGCUUGCCAUUACACUUUGAGGCAUUACUUAAGAGUGGAGAAUGGCAAUCCUCCAAGUCACAACCGAAAGUUACGGUCCGCACCAUAGCUGCGGAGAAAAGGAGGCAGAAGCUGCUCAAUGCCCAGAUGAAAGACCAAAUAAGGAAAAAUAGAAAGCGUUUCAACAAGACUCCAGCAGCUGUCCUGUUGUCUUCAGCAAAGCUACGCAGCAAGUAUGAAGGUAAAUCUCCGACCAAGGCAGGAAAGAAGGUCACCUCAGACAAGCUUCGUCGGAAAGAGUUGAAACGAAGGAGGGCUGCUCAGCUGGUUGCAGCAGCCCAGAAGCGUCCUCUGCUACCAGGAGAGGAUGGAGAGUUUGGUUCCCAUGGCAGCUCUCCCCAGUACCGGGAUGGACUCUCACACAGUGCUUCAUCUGCGUCACUAAAGGAGCAGAAGGAGGCUCGUAAGAAGAGGUUUGAGAAUGCGUACGACAUCAACAACAUCGUGAUCCCCUACAGUAUGGCCGCCUCCACGCGUGUAGAGAGACUGCAGUAUAAGGAGAUUCAAACACCAAAGUGGAGAGAGGUGGGGUCAGAAGCAGCUGAGGAGCAGCCAAGUACUCCUGAUGGUACAGACAAAGAAAUGACGGAGGAAGAGGAUGUCUCCGAUAGUGCUUUCCUUCAACGACACGAGGCAUCAGAAACUGAUGAGAGGAAACGAUUCAGAAGCUUUGUUACAUACCCCCCUUCUCGUCGGACACGAUUGUCAAGAGAGAGCGAGAGUAAUGCGCUUGACGGAUCGUCCGAGUUCGUCGGAGGUAUGGCAGAGUCGUACGGAAGCUCGUGUGAUAUGAUGGCUGGUUUAAAUGAUAGCCGGAGACGGAGUGGCUCUACGUCAACAUCCCGUAGGUACAGUUUUGCAGAUGAAUAUCCGUGUUCCAGCUUUGAGUAUCAAACUGAACCAUUCCAACCAAGGGAUUUUCCAUUGCCUGAAAAUACUUACGAGGAUAUGAAAAAAGAGCAGAUUAGUGCUCUUAAAGUGAAGCAAAAGUUUCGACGGGCAAGAACUUUUAAAGUUCAGAAUGAUCUUGCCACUGAGUUUGUUAGUGGGGACUAUGAUGAAUCGGAAAAUCAAGAGGAAGUGGCCUUCGUGCCGCCAUCUCCUGAGUAUUCGGGCUCGACGGACUCGAAUGUGGACGAUUUUAACGAUCCAGAGUGGAACGAAAGCCCGAGUGAGAGAAGAGCGUCAGUUGGAAAUAAAUGUAACAAGAGAUGAUGCCGUUAAUGAUUGUUCAUUUGCUGUAAAAAAUGAUAUGGUAUUGGAAAGUGGAGAGGUAAUGAAGGGAAAUGAAAAUCUGGUCAAUGAAGUGAUGCUAAAGUAAAGGGAGAAAACUUGUGUAAGGGUUAGGAUUGGAGAUGACUCAGAUUCAUGAUAAAAGGUCCUGUGAUUGAUUUAAAGAUGGUCCAGAAAGAUGUGAUAGUGAAGACUGUAUGCAAAGAGGCGAGGAGAGAUCAGACUACCCAUGUCUUUGUUAGUUGAUGUUGUAAUAUUAGUUGACAGCACAAAUUAGGUGUGAAAGAUGGAGAUUGUGUUCCAUAAUCAGUUAAGUAAAUUCUAUGUAGGGCAAAAAGUCUUAAGAAAUGUAUGGUCAUCACCAGGUUUUGAUUUUUGUAUCGAUGUUUUGAGAUGUAUAAAGUGCAUUUUUGAAGAUGAUAAGAUGAUAUGCUAUCACAUUGUUGUAUAAGAUCAUUAUAUAUUGCAGGUGAUAAUGAUUCUCAUUUAAUCAUGAAACCUACUUGCAUGAACUUUAUUCUUUGUGUUUUGAACAAAAUCAUGUUAUUGAUUACGCAGAAAUACCAAGAUUACUUUAUCAUUUUAAUAGUGAAAUUAAUUGCAAUACUGGUUUUUGAGUUGAUCAGGAUGUUGGCAUUGCAAUUGUUAAAUGAUCGUUUUUGUUACAAAGCACUUGUUUUUGUUUGUACUAGCAUUUUGAUAUCUUUUAUAGAUCUUUAUUCAGAUGUAAGGAACAUUUUCCAAGUUUCAUUACAAUUCAUAAUUAUGUGAUCACUGAUUAGAACUUUUAACAAAUUACUUCAAAAACUUGUUUUGUAUUGACUUAAAAUAUUCCAUGUAAAUAGUUCUGUAAAUAAUCAUUAAUAGUAUGAUAAUGUGUAUAUAGGCUAACUCUAUCACUUCAAACAGAUCAAUCAUCAUUAUCCAUGUAUCACUGUUUUAUCAGCCUUUUUAAGCUCAUCCAAAGAAAAAAGGUGAGGUAUUGUCAUUGCCUUAGUGUCUUGGUUGUUUUCUUGCAAGAAAGAUCACCUGGCCAAGGUUCAAAAUUUGUUCAAGGUAUUGAAAUGCAACUUACUACACAUAAUACCAUAGACAAUACGCACUCGUAGAGCAAGGCCUUCAACUCUGGCAUUAAUAAUUAUUGAGUGAUGCUGUUUGGUUGACCAGAAUAAAAAAAAACUAAUGCCCAUUGCAUUUACUCCAUGAUGCUCUUGUUCAGCUUUUUUGAAUGAAACAUUUUGAAAAAAUAUGCUUUAAUUAUAAGUAGUUGUAUUUGUUUACAAUUUAAUAUGAACUAAGAUUUUUUCUCCAAAUAGUAGGAGCCACUUCAAGGCAUUAUUUACAUUUUAAUUUAAAACAAUCUGGAAUUCUGUACUACUGUUGAAGAUGCAUCUGAAAGUUCUUGUAUCAAGAAUUCGUUCACUAUUCUUUGCUACAAAUAAAAGAGAAACGCACUGUCCGCCAACCAAUAGCAUACACAUGGAUGUAAUAGUAAUCAACCAGUUUUGAACCUAGUCUGGAUAAACAUUUCAUCGCUUUAAAAUUUGGAUGCUAUAAUUUCACAUGAAAUGUAAUUGUUGAAUUUCUUUAUUUUGUUCAACCAUGCCUUGAAAUCCUUUUAAAUAACAUUUUAUUUACACUGUGCUAUUUAACAAAAAGUGUAAAUAAAACAGCGCUGAACUGCGACAUUUGCUGCAAUAAAACAUUCAUCAUCCUUUCGCCACAUAAAAAGGCAUUAUACAUUUGUACAUUAUAUAUAUAUAUGGUCAUGAUUAUCUAUGAAUCUUCUAGCAUAUUUUCCAAAAAGUUCUCUGAACUCUUAAAAAAGGAAUAACGGACCUCCAUGGUAAAUUUUGCACUUGAAAAAAGCUACAAAAUUUCAUACAUUUGCUCUGUUCGUACUAAUUAAUUAACUCCGGAGAUUAUAAACUUGACUGGAAAAAAAUGUUGAAAUAGUUGUUUUAUGUAUGUUUUGGUGACACUUUUCUCUCCAUAAAGUUCCUUUUUGAUUCAUACACAUACAUGUGAUUUUAAUGCCAGAACUUAACACCAGAUAAACUUACCUAUAUUGUAUUGAGUAUACCUGUUGUUUUGCAUUUUCCUUUUGUUAUAUAUAUUGUUGUUAAUUGUGAUCAAAUCAACACCAUUGAAGUGCUAUUAUGUAUGGACUUGCUCCUGUAUUAUUAGAGCUCUCAUUUGAGUAUUGAACUAAUUCAAGAAUCUUUCUUUAAAUUGUUUUAUUGUUGUGUUUUGGAUAGAAUUCAUUACAGUUGUAGUUUAUAAUUUAAUUAUUUAGUGAGAAGAUGUCAUUCUUAAAAAUAAUAUUUCUAUAAAGUCUAAGAUAGAUCUAUCAAAUUAUGAAACGAAAAUAUAUGCUUUGAUGAAUUUAAUCCUUUUUUAUAAGCCCGAGGUCUUAAAUACGUAUCAAAAAAGGAAAAUAAUUGACUGACAUACCUAGAUAAAGUAUAUAUCGUAUGUAUAAAAUCUAAUGACUUUGUAGAACUAACCGUUAUAUUAUAUAUGAUUUGCCUUGUUACUUACACUGGUGUGUAACGAAGAUUGUUAACACUAUGAAUGAAAAUUAGACAGUAGCUAUUCCUGUGCAAUUCAAUGCUUCAACAUUAAACUACCAUGGAGGAA
This is a messenger RNA of Mya arenaria, 6561 nucleotides long. RefSeq names its product KAT8 regulatory NSL complex subunit 1-like. NCBI's taxonomy places the organism in Eukaryota, Metazoa, Mollusca, Bivalvia, Myida, Myidae. Gene Ontology annotation, molecular function: histone acetyltransferase binding. Bases 613 to 3903 code for a protein of 1096 amino acids. Gene Ontology annotation, cellular component: NSL complex. The record is from RefSeq and is a predicted model, not a curated record. The transcript has 9 exons.